Molecule: messenger RNA, 285 nt
Organism: Eimeria mitis
Lineage: Eukaryota; Apicomplexa; Conoidasida; Eucoccidiorida; Eimeriidae
Product: M16 family peptidase, putative
Exons: 1
Coding region: 1-285 (94 amino acids)
Biological process (GO): heme biosynthetic process
Cellular component (GO): cytosol
Molecular function (GO): porphobilinogen synthase activity; zinc ion binding
Source: RefSeq, a predicted model, not a curated record
AUGCUCAUGGUGAAGCCAGGAACUCCUUACCUUGACGUGCUGCGUCGUGUCCGCCAGAAGACAAACGUGCCGCUCGCUGCUUACCAGGUUUCUGGGGAGUAUGCGAUGAUCAAGGCGGCGGCAGAAAAGGGUUGGGUCGACGAGAAGGCCGUCGUUCUAGAAACCCUUAAGGGCUUCCGCAGGGCUGGGGCCGAUGCAAUCGCGACGUAUUACGCUAAAGAUGUGGCCAAGUGGAUGGCGGAGGACUGCACCGGCAGCAGGAGCUUUACUGAGCCUUGCUUCUAG